AUGCCUCCCACCCAACUCCCCGCCUCGGGCAACCCGCUGGUAUUUUUCGACAUCACCCUUGGAGGAGAACCGCUCGGCCGCAUUCAAUUCGAACUCUUCGCCGAUGUAGUCCCCAAGACAGCCGAGAACUUCCGCCAGUUCUGCACGGGCGAGACGAAGAACCAUCUCGGGCGGCCGCAGGGCUACAAGGGGAGCAAGUUCCACCGCAUCAUUAAAGACUUCAUGUGUCAAGGCGGCGAUUUCUUAAAUGGCGACGGCACAGGCUCUACCUGCAUCUACGGGACCAAGACCUUCGCCGACGAGAACUUCACCCUAAAGCAUACCGAACCUGGUUUACUCUCCAUGGCCAACGCAGGACCCAACGGCAACGGUUGUCAAUUCUUCAUCACCACGGUCCCCACGCCCUUUCUAGACGGGAAACAUGUGGUUUUUGGUCGUGUCGUGGAUGGUAUGGAUGUUGUUCGUAAGAUGGAACAUACGAAGACUGGAUAUCGGGGUAAAGACGUUCCGAAUCUGGAUGUGGUUAUUAGUCAGUGUGGAGAGAUGUGA
This is a messenger RNA of Amorphotheca resinae ATCC 22711, 549 nucleotides long. RefSeq lists its product as hypothetical. The record is from RefSeq and is a predicted model, not a curated record. Lineage: Eukaryota; Fungi; Ascomycota; Leotiomycetes; Helotiales; Amorphothecaceae. Gene Ontology annotation, biological process: protein folding; protein peptidyl-prolyl isomerization. The coding region runs from base 1 to 549 and encodes 182 amino acids. Gene Ontology annotation, molecular function: peptidyl-prolyl cis-trans isomerase activity. Gene Ontology annotation, cellular component: intracellular membrane-bounded organelle. The transcript has 5 exons.